AUGGCGCUCUUCGAGGUCGAAGAGGAUUUUCAUUGUAAGCAAAGUAGGCCUCCUCUAGCAAUUAGAGGUAGUGGGAUUUUAAACCAUGCGACAAAUGUUUAUACUCACAAACUUUUCAAAUUGUUUGAGGAGGAGUUCAAGAAUGCCAUAGGAAAAUUUUGGUUUGAACGAUCUUCGAUGGUGGUGUUUAUGAAUUUGAGGUUGGAGGAAUGGAUGGCUCGAGGAUCCGUCAUUGUGGAUGGUAAGAAUGAUGAUUAUGAGAUAGUUUAUCGAAAUAACAUGAUGCGAAAUGCUUACAAUAUCAUCUUGAAGAGUCAAGGAAAUGUAAAAGCAAGAAAGAUUGUUCAAGAUGGACUAAAGAAGAUUGAUAAAGCUAUUGAGAAUGAAUUGGCCAAAUUGAGCAUUUCUUUAGAUGGUCAAGAAAUGGAAAAUGAAGUGGGUGAUGGGCAAAAUAUAGAAAAGACACUUGAUGUUAAUCCUAUCUUGAACCCCCUCGUGCAAAGACCAAAGGUGUCUCCAAUGCAAGAUUCAAAGGAUACUUAG
Molecule: messenger RNA, 543 nt
Organism: Dovyalis caffra
Lineage: Eukaryota; Viridiplantae; Streptophyta; Magnoliopsida; Malpighiales; Salicaceae
Source: the annotation of a GenBank genome assembly